AUGCAAGCGUCUCUUCCUGACUCAAAAGUUGAGGGGGGCGGGCUGCGGCUUAGCGACUACCCUGAGGUGUAUGCGCAGCACCUCUUCGAGCUCUACCAGCUGCAGCAGCAGCAGCAGCAGCAGCAGCAGCAGCAGCAGCAGCAGCAGCAACGGCAGCGUGUUGUCGCUGUGGGGGAGAUUGGCUUGGAUUAUGAUCGCCUUAACUUCUGCGAUGCAAACACCCAAAAGCAGUGUUUUGAGUUUCAGUUGGCUUUAGGGCACGUGCUGCAGCUGCCUCUGUUCUUACACAUGCGUAACGCAGCAGCAGACUUCAUCGAGAUCCUGCAACGCCGCGAGGGGCUGUGGAGGGGGAGGGGUGCUGUGGUGCAUUCGUUUACGGGUUCUGCUGCUGAGGCUCGCCAGCUGCUGGAUGCGGGGCUGUACAUAGGUAUCAAUGGCUGCUCACUAAAGACAAAAGAAAACCUCGACGUCGUCCGCCAGCUGCCUCUCUCUCGCAUCCUAUUAGAAACCGACGCUCCCUGGUGUGGAAUGAGGCCAACGCAUGCGGGGUUUGCUCUUCUGAAUCAAGAGCAGAAGUCUACUCUAGAUGGAGUAAAACCCGAGAAGUGGACAAACAACAGCCAAGUUAAGGGGCGCAACGAACCCUGCAAUAUACGGGCAGUUGGGGAAGUCGUCCGUCAGCUCGUGGCUCCGGAGCUCUCAGAAGAGGAUUUCUGUUGCCAUAUUCUCGUCACACAUAUGUAUACAUACAUCUACACGCUGGGCCUGCAGCAGCAGCAGCAGCAGCAGCAGCAGCAGCAGCAGCAACCUGAACAGACCAGACCGCCUCGUGCAGCAGCAACAGCAACAGCAACAGCAGCUGAGACAGCUGCUGCGGCCAUCUUUAUAAUAAAUUUAUCGAGGGAGCAGAGACAAAGCGAGAGAAGAAAUAAAGAAGAAGAGGAGAAUGAAGAUAUUCUUCUUGAGCAUAUAUUUCUCGAGGAGGAGAGAGAAACAAAAGAAGCAAACAGCUGCGGUGUACUCAGUGGCUUGCAGCCUAUUGAGGAUUUGCUGCUGCUGCCUCGGCGGCCUUCUGCUGCUUUAGAGCUGCUGCGGGAUCUGCUGCAGUUCAGCAUCGAGAUAGAAAACAGCAAAAAAAAACAAAAAAUACAAAUAAACAACGAAGAAGACAUAAAACACAAAUGCAUGCACACACAAACACAACACACCAAUCAAGACCUGAUGCACCUGCAGCAGCAGAUACACCAACAGCUGCAGCAGGAACUGCAGCAAGAACUGCAGCAAGAGCUGCAGCAAGAGCUGCAGCACGAGCUGCAGCAGCAGGAGGGAGAGUUGUCGCUGUCUGGCGAAAUAGCUGCAGCAGCAGAUGCAUGCACAGACAUUGAUUCAGAGGGAGGCAGCAUCGAGUCAGCAGCAGCAGAG
Eimeria mitis is the source of this 1422-nucleotide messenger RNA. Its product is annotated as hydrolase, TatD family domain-containing protein, putative. NCBI's taxonomy places the organism in Eukaryota, Apicomplexa, Conoidasida, Eucoccidiorida, Eimeriidae. Gene Ontology annotation, molecular function: 3'-5'-DNA exonuclease activity. Gene Ontology annotation, cellular component: cytosol. The record is from RefSeq and is a predicted model, not a curated record.